GGUCUGGUGCGUCAAGAUUGAAUUUGAAAGUUCUUGCAGGAAGUUCCUGACAUCCGUGUGGCAGCUUGACUCUAAAAGGGAGGUGAAUGUAGACAUCCCAAGAAGCAGACGGACUGAGACACAAACCCAGACGGGAUUAUCAGGUUGACGCGACCGAAUAGCCGGAUGAAGGGAGGAACAUGUCCGCUUUUACGUCCCCUGCUGCAGUGGUGGAACCGCGGACAUUUUUCCUGCUCGCACCGACGUUUGGAGCGAGCUGAGCGGCCGGUGUGACCGUCGCUGCCUGCUUGUCAUUGACUGCUGCCGUGUGAACAGAAACUGGGAUUAUGUUGGUAAAUCGCUCAUUAACCAUUUAAAGCGCCACAUGGUGGUGUUUGUUUAGCCGUGUUAGUCGGCGUGCUCUCCCCCACGUUGUGGUGAAAUGACAAAUGAAAUGAAAAAUAAACCGAUGGCCGAGUGUGGCCCGUGGAUGAGGCGAGCCAGCAGGUAGGUGUCCUGCAGCUGAUCUGUGAGAUGAAGCAGCAGAGGGACUGGCCUACAUGACACCUGUUGAGGGAAAAUGUUGAUGUUUGUCCUCUCACACACAUCCUUGUCCUCUUUCCUGCUCCAGCUUUAAUGGCAGAAACUCUGACCGCUGACGGUGCUGUGUGGGACUCCUUCACGGCCUUCUGCCCGCAAAUCCUCCAAAACUAACGGCAUGCUGGACGGAAGUGAUCUACCACAAGCACAGCAACGGCGAGGCAUUCAGCGGCCGCAGGACUACCGAACACCGAUGCACAGUUUGAGUUAUUUCUUGGAUGGAGCAUUUGGAGAGCUGUAAUCUCUGCAGGAAUAUUGCAAUUUCCCCCUCACAUUAGAGAAGAUGGAUUUCUCUCUAAUUAUUUAGCUGCCGUCUAAUGCAUCCUGCCUUAGAGUGGAAGCUGUGAAACGGGAUUACAUCAUAGUGUGAGUGACUGUGGAACUGUCAAAAAAAAGCGUCUAUGCUCGUCCUGAGAUCCACUUUGAUUUUCCAGAUGCAAUGUUUGUGAGAGGCACCAUGUCAGAGUGCCACAGGACUACUUAGGAGUAACUGCUGUGGGAAAGAACCAAUCCUUUGGGGGGCCCUGGACCACCAGCACCAUGGACUACCACACUGAGUGCUGCCUGUGCAAUCCUGAUGAUGGUCCAGGAGGUCUGGAUGAGCCGCCUCUUCAUAGCAUCCAUGCUCCCAACCGGAUUCGGCCGUCCUCAUACAGAGCUCUGCGGAGUGCAGUGUCCAGCCUAGCCCGCAUUGAUGACUUCUACUGUGAAAAGAUUGGCUCUGGCUUUUUCUCAGAAGUUUUCAAGGUGCAGCACCGGAUCACAGGCCAGGUAAUGGCACUGAAGAUGAAUAUGCUAGCAAGCAAUAAAGCUAACAUGCUCCGGGAAGUACAACUUAUGAACAGACUUUGUCAUCCUAACAUACUCAGGUUUCUUGGGGUUUGUGUUCAUGAAGGCCAGCUCCAUGCUUUGACUGAGUACAUAAAUGGAGGCAAUCUGGAGCAACUGUUGGACAGCGACCUUUAUCUGUCAUGGAGCGUGAGGAUUACUCUAUCUCUGGACAUCGCUCGAGGGCUUGAGUACUUGCACAGCAAGGGCAUCUUCCACAGAGACCUCACCUCCAAGAACUGUCUGGUUCGGUGUGAAAAUGGCAUGUUUACCGCUGUGGUUGGAGACUUUGGCCUGGCAGAGAAAAUCCCUGAUUACAGUGAUGGUGGGGAGAAGCAUCCCCUGGCCAUUGUGGGCUCUCCAUAUUGGAUGGCCCCUGAAGUUCUGCGAGGAGAGCUUUAUGAUGAGAAGGUGGAUGUAUUUGCAUAUGGCAUCAUCCUGUGUGAGAUCAUUGCCCGAAUUGAAGCUGAUCCAGACUUCCUACCAAGGACAGAGGACUUUGGUCUGGACGUGCAUGCGUUUGAGAACAUGAUUGGGGAUUGCCCAGCUGCCUUCUUCAGCCUGGCUGUGACCUGCUGUAAUAUGAGUGCAGAGAGACGUCCCUCAUUCUCCGAUAUUGUCUUUACGUUGGAGGCCAUGGGAGAAGACCGACAGAUACCCAUUACCCUUGAGCCAGUAAUGGAAAAUGUCAGCUCGUACCGGCGUCGCAGCUCCCCUUGUCACCCUGGAUACCACAGCCAACCAAGGAAGGGCCUGGCGAGGAGCCAGUCAGACAUGUUGCCCCCAGCAACCCUGACCCCCCCACUCCUUGGAACACCUGUUCGGGUUAACCCCUUUUCUCUCAGAAGGGACCUAAAUGGUGGGCGAUGUAAACUCUUGGACACCCCAAGCAAGUCUGUUAUCUCCCUGACCUUCACUCUGCCAGCGCUUCGUGAUACUUGUGUCUCGCCACAUCUCAGAAGUACAUCAGGAAUACAAGCUCCACUGAGAAGGUGCCAGUCCCUCCCCUGCACGCCAGAAAUCAGCCGGACUGCAACAUUGCCCUGUAACAUUGAACAAGAGCUGGUCAGGAAUGGCCAGAUGGAAGGGAAUAAGGGUGUUGCUACAGAAGUUGAAAGGAAGGUGUGGGUGUCAGAGAGGGUGGAGGAAUGGCCGGAUGGACAUUUGGAUAACACUGAAAAACGACUCAAAGAAGAGGCGAUGAAAGAGGAUUCUGAUCUUCCCCUUGAGCUGGAAAUGGUGUCUCUGGGGCGGCUGGACGAGGAGGAGGAGGAGGAGAACAAUGAGGAGAGUGUCUGUCUGACUGAACCCAUGGACUGCACCAAGUCCCCACGACCAGCAAAAAGAAUCCAGAACUCUGUACCCUUAAAACCACCGCUCACCUCUUGUUUCUCCUUACGGACCAAUGGUUGGCGACGACCAAUCUCCAAUGGACCACCUUCUUUUCCUGCACUGCCAAAGCUGGACAACAACAAUAUCUCGGAGUUGGUGAUUGGCCAGCAGGUGCAGUUAGUGGGGGGGCACUCUAAUGGCUAUAGUGAAGGCCAGGUCUCAUCCACUGACUUCACUGGUUCAUCAGAACGAGAUGAGGUCAUUUCAUGUCCAAGCUGCUGUUUAGUGGGUUUAAGUUUCCCCUCAGUGUGCCUCCGUGGUUCAGCUGUUGUGCCGGUCUCUCGUCGAAGGGCUUCGUUGCCCAGACAGCGGCAGCACCAGAACCUCAACGGUACUAUAACAGCGACCAAUGCUUCUCCGUCAGCAAAUGUCACCACAGCAGCCAAAACACUCCUGUGUCGAACCAAUGGACUUCUAGUGACGGAUCAGUCUGUACUAUGUGAGCCCAGUCGAUCCCUGCCAGAGGCACAGUCGUAAUGCUCGCCACUCAGACAUACACAAGCACUAAACUAAAAUCUUACUGUCUGAGAGUUGGAAAGCGGUAAAUAUAGAGAUUGCCAUCAUGUGGGGAUGGAGGAUAAAAUCCAACAACUCACUUGCAGUACAGAACAAAGUGUUACAACCUUCAGAAUCAAAGGUGUCAGGUAACACAUCUGGACUGCUCCAGAGAGCAGAAUGCUGCAGCGUCCAACUCUCCUCAAAUCAAAGCACUAUGAUUCAACAGCGUGUCUUAAUGAGGUCACAUUGUAGUUUAUUGUAAACUGUUUGCUCUUAGCUAGAACCUUUGUCUCCUUGCUGUUGUUGAGUUCAGGAGAUUAGUCGGCAUGACUCCACAUUUGUCUAACAGAGCUGAUUCAGAUGAGGACAAAUUCAGUGGAAUGAACUCAAAUGUCUGAUGUGAACAGCCACCGCAGGUUACACUUCCUUGCUUUUUCAACGCAACACAGCUGUGUGCUGCGACGGUCAGGCCAAGGGAUCUAGGUAAAUCUGUACAGAACAUAUUGCUGUAGAAGUUUAUACCUCAUUUUGUCUUGUUUUUAUAGAGGGAGCUUGCACAAGUAAAGAUCCAACAUCAACACACCCUCUGCUGGCUCACACUCACAUCAGUGUGGUUGCAGAUAAUGUGUUUUUAUCCUGUUUCACUGAUUAAUUGCAGCUCGUGAACGAAUAUUUAGACCUAACAAAGUUUAUUCUUUUUACAUUUUUUCUAAUAAUAAUAAUAGUGUGUGUGUGUUUGUGUGUGUGUGUGUGUGUGUGUGUGUGUGUGUGUGUGUGUGUGUGUGUGUGUGUGUGUGUGUGUGUGUGUGUGUGUGUGUGUGUGUGUGUGUGUGUGUGACUGUGCAGGAGAGAAGUAAUAUAACAGCUUUUAAUGUAAACCUCUUUUUUGUACCUGAGUUGGAAGCACUUUGUGAAAAAGCAGCAGCUGUUUUCUGUCCUACUGCCAUUUGGUUUGUAUCAUCUGUGUUUGACUUAGUGAUAACGUCUGGAUCAACACACCUUUUGUCCUUUGUAACAGUUGCUUAUAAAGCAGCUCAGAGAAUUUGUUGUACACCUCACACACUGUGUGCAUGUGCUAACUGUAAAGUGGAGUGAUUGAUACCUGCAGAUAAUUUAUUUUCUUAUUUCCUGACUUUGUUUUCCUUUUGCUUUUCUGUUAGAGUGUUUUAGAUUGGUGUGCAGUCAUCAGAUAAUAAACUAAUAUGGCUAAAAA
Fundulus heteroclitus (mummichog) is the source of this 4510-nucleotide messenger RNA. Its product is annotated as dual specificity testis-specific protein kinase 2-like. Gene Ontology annotation, molecular function: ATP binding; protein serine/threonine kinase activity. NCBI's taxonomy places the organism in Eukaryota, Metazoa, Chordata, Actinopteri, Cyprinodontiformes, Fundulidae. Gene Ontology annotation, biological process: positive regulation of stress fiber assembly; actin cytoskeleton organization; protein phosphorylation. The transcript is spliced from 10 exons. Gene Ontology annotation, cellular component: cytoplasm; nucleus. The record is from RefSeq and is a predicted model, not a curated record. Bases 1120 to 3276 code for a protein of 718 amino acids.